CAGACACAAAGCGCCCAGCCAAGGCAGGGUUGAGCCCGCAGGCCUAGCGGGGGGUGCCCCUGCUGUUCGGCACCAGCCUUGCAGCAGCGUGAGCAGCGCUUCCAGCCGGCAUGGGCGCCUACCUGAGCAGCCCGGUCCGAGACAAGGAGACGGAGGAGGGGGAGAACGACUCCUUCAAGUAUGGCAUCGCGGCCAUGCAGGGGUGGCGCACAGACAUGGAGGAUGCGCAUAUAGCCGAGCUAGACCUCGACCCAGCCACCAAAACCUCGCUCUUUGCAGUUUUAGAUGGACAUGGCGGAGCCGAAGUAGCUCGCUUCGUUGCAAAUCACUUGUCCCAGGAGGUCAUCUCCAGCGAGGCAUUCCAGGCCAACGACACGGAGCGUGCGCUGAUACAGGCGUACCUGCGCAUGGACGAGCUGCUGGUCAAGGAGGAGCAUCGUGAGGAGCUCAAGUCGCUGCGGACCAAGGAGAGCGAGGAGGAAGGGGACAGCGGACCCAUGGUCAUCAACGGCGCCUCGCUUCCCGAGUCCCUGCUGGAGGCGUUGGGCAUGCCCUCCGGCGCCGGCUUUCAGAUCAAGCUCGUGCGCUCAGGCCCAGGCGCACGGGGCAUCGCGAUUGACGAUAUUGAGGAAGCGGAGGAGGGGGAGGAGGGGUCCAACCGCAGCGGCACAACCAUUGUCCAGCUGGUUGAGGGAGAUGUGGAGGAAGAGGUGGGGGAGCAGGGAGUAGCACCAAAGGUAGCAGACGAGGAGGAUGUUGGGGCUGCUGUCGCGUCCACUGAUGCCACGGAGCGGAACAGCAAGCGCAAGCGCGAGGAUAAGGCAACUGGCAUGGCAGUAGAUGGCGCAGCAGUGGCAGCAGCAGCAGAGUCACCAGGCAGCAGCGACGAGGAGGCGGCGACGGCGCGGCAACAGGCAGGCGAAGUUGUUGUGGAAACAGGGGAUGAGAAGGAGGGGGAAGCAACGCCUCAGAAGGACGAUUAUCUGGGCCCCUCGGCGGGCUGCACUGCCGUCUGUGCCGUUGUGCGCAACGGCGAGCUGUACGUGGCCAAUGCUGGCGACUCCCGCUGCGUGCUGUGCCG
Messenger RNA from Chlorella variabilis, 1081 nucleotides. RefSeq lists its product as hypothetical. The transcript is spliced from 12 exons. Gene Ontology annotation, biological process: protein dephosphorylation. Lineage: Eukaryota; Viridiplantae; Chlorophyta; Trebouxiophyceae; Chlorellales; Chlorellaceae. The annotation marks the transcript as partial. The record is from RefSeq and is a predicted model, not a curated record. Gene Ontology annotation, molecular function: protein serine/threonine phosphatase activity.